Pteronotus mesoamericanus is the source of this 609-nucleotide messenger RNA. RefSeq names its product small vasohibin binding protein (gene SVBP). Lineage: Eukaryota; Metazoa; Chordata; Mammalia; Chiroptera; Mormoopidae. The record is from RefSeq and is a predicted model, not a curated record. Gene Ontology annotation, biological process: protein secretion; negative regulation of protein ubiquitination. The transcript has 3 exons. Gene Ontology annotation, cellular component: apical part of cell. Bases 90 to 290 code for a protein of 66 amino acids.
CGCCCCGCCCCGCCCAUUUCGAGGUGCGGCGGCUCGGGACUCCAGGCCCUGAGGUCAGAGCUGACGAAGAAGUAUUCAGAAGCCAAGUCAUGGAUCCACCUGCACGUAAAGAAAAGUCCAAAGUUAAAGAACCUGUCAGCAGAGUUGAGAAGGCCAAGCAGAAAUCAGCCCAGCAGGAGCUGAAGCAAAGACAAAGAGCAGAGAUUUAUGCCCUCAACAGGGUCAUGACCGAGCUGGAGCAGCAACAGUUUGAUGAGUUCUGUAAACAGAUGCAGCCCCCUGGAGAGUGAGCCACCUGCGAUCAAAGGAGAUGGGACCCCAGAGGCUUUGUCUGUGAGCUCUUGCCAGUUUUAAGCUGAGAUGGCCCAUUUGGAGCCUUACAGAACUAGGCAAGAAGGCAUUUGUGUUAUUUCUAAAACUGGACAAAUCUGAACUUCUAUAUGUAACUUCUGCUUCCUUGGUUCCUCCAAUUUGAAUUGGCCCAAUGCUUGCUGAAGAGACUUGUUUUAUUCUUCUGAGACAAUAGUCUUUUUUUUAAAAAAAAACUUUUUCUAUUGUUUGAGAACAAUCACUGUUUCUUGUGAAACUGUAAAUCUCCAAAACUACAAA